Messenger RNA from Anopheles stephensi (Asian malaria mosquito), 2504 nucleotides. RefSeq lists its product as uncharacterized. The coding region runs from base 691 to 2274 and encodes 527 amino acids. NCBI's taxonomy places the organism in Eukaryota, Metazoa, Arthropoda, Insecta, Diptera, Culicidae. The transcript has 2 exons. The record is from RefSeq and is a predicted model, not a curated record.
GCAACAAGCAGUGCAGUAAUGCGAAACAACCUGUGCAGCAGGAUUGCCCUGCACACCACUUUCCAUACGGUUGGGACUUUUGGGCACUUGAGUAAACGCUUUAGUUCCGAUGCCGGGUUUCCCAUUCCGUGCGAGGCAAACCCGUUGUGACCAGCUGGUGUCCCGAUGGUUGGAUGGUUGUUAUUAGUUUGUCCAAAGCCACCGUCACGGAAGGUUGGCAACAACGGUCGAGAGCUCGCUUCCUUCCUUCGAUAAGAACGUACGGCAUAUAUAGCAAUUGUGUUUGUGCUCGUUGGUGGUAAGAACCGAAGGAAAGUCCUUUCGAAGAAGUUCCGAGACGGAUGCGAAAAAGCGAAAUUGAACACUCAAAGCGAUUCAUUUGAUUAGGUCGCUCCGGUUAGUUUGACUUAAUCUGCGAGCACCCCGUGUGCAUAAUGUGUACGUGCCAGACGGCCGUGUUGGCAGCGUGAAUUAAUCUGUGACUGUUUGCGUGUAGUGAAGUUGUUAUCUGGUUUGUGGUUCUAAGGACUACUCAAGCGCUGUCGGGAAGUGGGCAAACAAAAAAACAAAAAGGAAAGCCGCCACAUCCAAACUCUUGGGCAGUUAGUUCGGUGAAGCACGCUAGACAUCGGAGUGUCUAUAAGGAGAAAACGCAGAAGGAUACCCAACAAAAAAAAGCAUUCCCAAACAAUGAGGAACACAAUGGUAAAACUCCUCUGUCUGCUCGGUGUUGGAUGUUUCCUGCUGGGCGUCACGCUGGCAACCGAAACUAAUAAGCAUCAGGCGCAGAAACACAUCCUUACGCACCAAUCGUUGAGGAGCAAGCGUGGCUUGUUGUCCGCUCUGUUCGGUACCGGUGAGGAGCAGACCACACCGCCACCGGCGGAAGUGUUGCCCGUGUACGGCGAUCCUGCCCAGCCUCCACUGCACAUGCUGUACGGCCACUCGACGGGGCUACAGGGACCUUAUCCACCAUAUCCGGUGAUGUUUCUUCCAGGCGGACCGGCACUCGGUGAGCAGGGUCCGUACCUUCCGAUGCUAGCAUACGGUGGUGUUCCUUCGGGCUCGCUACAACCGGUCGCAGGAGACAACAAUCAUCUUCCAACGGUUAUCGGUUGGCCCGAACCGACAGCCUUCGCACCACUGGCCCCAGCAACGGAAGCAACGGUUCCGUCCAGUCAACAAACCACCACCCCUAAGACAUCGACGUCAAGUGCUAAAAAACAGAACGCACCACAACCCCCGCCGGUCGAUCAAAGUGCGGCAAAGUCGGCUUAUUUACUGAAGCUGAACCUAUCGCCGGCGGAGGAACGGGAGCUGAAGCGAUUAGCCAAACUGCUCGGCGUUACCGAUUUCGAGCACCUGCCACCGUUCGAAGAUGUCAUGGCGCUGCUGGGCACAUCGACGUCCAGCGAAACAAUCAAAGCGAUCAAAGAGUACGCCUCGACUCCGGACGGGCUGGAGCUCAUCAAAGAUUAUGUGAUGAGUUAUCAGCCGGCCAAGCGCGUUAGCCUCGGGAAGGAACCGUACGACGGCAACAACGAGGUCGUCCCGGGUACGGCCGAUUCAUCCGCUCCGUCAGAAGCUGGGGCCUCGUCCGUGGGCAGCGGGUUUUUCGCUCACUUGCGUCGUUUGAAAUCUUUGCUUACAUUCGGCUACUUUGAUGCAAAGGAUGAAACGCCCGCAGAAACGCCGCUGGACGUCGUAACACCUGAAGUCCCCGUUGAGGCACCGUUCACACCGAACGAGUUUCCUGGGUUUGAAAUUCGAGACGGGUCCUCACGGCCACUUCCGGUAGCUCAUUACAUCAUACCGGUACGAACCCUGCCACGCCAUGUAUCGCCGGCCGAGUUCAAAUAUGCUUCGGCCUUACCGUUUCCCUACGCCGUCCACUAUCCUUCCGUACCCGUACCACAGCUGCAGGAUUCGAAUCCAUUCGCCUUGCGCCAGGAACCGGAUGGCUUUCAAUUGAUCGGGGCAAGCGAUACAACGGUGCCCAAGGAAUCGGUACCGUCGGAUGUCACACUUCCUAAACGUAUCGCACCUCCGUCGUUGGCGACCGGUGAGGUGCAUUCGUUUGAGCGAGCGGAUCUCGAACAACCGGUACGCACUACCACGCCGGCAGGCCAGCAUGAGCUGACCCUGAGCACGGUUACUAGCACCAUCGUAGCGGAUCACAACGAUGCACCGAUCCUGACCGAGGGUGUUGCUGAGCUCGCGAACGAUACAACCGAUUUCAUCCUGAACGUGCUUGAUACUGAGCAUACGACGUAGAAACGGCACCCCCGGGUAAGCCGGCUGGCCAAUCUGGUCAACAAAGGAUGCAAAUAGUUGCCUCUGAUUGAACUUUCGGCAGUCGUCUUGCAGUCGGGUGUUUGCGUUUAAAUCGAAUUGUUAAUAUUGGCAGCAGAGGCUAGCUGUGUGAGGUUUAAAGGUAAACAUUUUAAGCGAAUCGUAAGAGAUCUUUCUUUAAUAAAGUUAAUAUUUAAAUAAACCAACCGAAA